Molecule: messenger RNA, 1836 nt
Organism: Beta vulgaris subsp. vulgaris (sugar beet)
Lineage: Eukaryota; Viridiplantae; Streptophyta; Magnoliopsida; Caryophyllales; Amaranthaceae
Product: probable inorganic phosphate transporter 1-3
Exons: 3
Coding region: 92-1699 (535 amino acids)
Biological process (GO): transmembrane transport; phosphate ion transport
Cellular component (GO): membrane
Molecular function (GO): phosphate transmembrane transporter activity
Source: RefSeq, a predicted model, not a curated record
CUAAAUCAUAAGUCCUUUUUUUAGCUUGACAAGCUUCUCAGGCUCCUGUCCCUAAUCUUCUCACUCAGCAGGUUUCAAAGGUUAGGUACUAAUGGCCAAAAGCCAGUUAGAAGUGCUUAAUGCACUUGAUGUAGCAAAGGUACAAUGGUACCAUUUCACAACAAUCGUCAUUGCUGGUAUGGGUUUCUUCACCGAUGCCUAUGAUCUUUUCUCCAUUUCUUUGGUUACAAAACUCUUAGGUCGGCUCUACUACACCGAGCCCAACCCAGUACGGCCGGGCUCCCUACCCAUCAAUGUCUCCGCCGCGGUUAAUGGUGUGGCCUUGUGUGGUACGCUCGCUGGCCAGCUCUUCUUUGGGUGGUUAGGUGACAAGUUAGGCAGGAAAAAGGUGUAUGGUCUUACCUUAGUCCUUAUGGUUUUCUCAUCGUUAGCCUCAGGAUUGUCCUUUGGCCACACGGCUAAGGGCGUCAUGACUACUCUUUGCUUCUUCCGAUUUUGGCUUGGGUUUGGUAUUGGAGGAGACUAUCCACUUUCCGCGACUAUCAUGUCUGAGUAUGCUAAUAAGAAGACUCGCGGGGCCUUCAUUUCGGCUGUCUUUGCUAUGCAAGGAGUUGGAAUCUUGGUAAGUGGUGUGGUCUCACUUAUUGUGUCCGCGGCCUUUGAGAACAAGUUUAAGCCACCUUCAUUUGAAGAAGAUCCUGCUGGAUCACUUACACCUGAAUCUGACUACAUUUGGAGGGUCAUCUUGAUGUUUGGUGCCUUCCCUGCCGGUCUCACCUACUAUUAUCGCAUGCAGAUGCCUGAAACUGCAAGGUAUACUGCUUUGGUUGCCCAAAAUGCUAAGCAAGCAGCAGCAGACAUGUCAAAAGUUCUACAAGUAACCAUUGAUUCUGAGGAGGACAAGAUAGCAGACAUAGGGAAAGAUUCGAAGAAACAAUUCGGGCUAUUCACAAAGGAGUUUGCUCGAGUUUACGGCAUGCGCUUGAUUGGCACCACUACUACCUGGUUCUUACUUGACAUCGCAUUUUACAGUCAAAAUCUUUUCCAAAAGGACAUCUUCACCUCUAUUGGAUGGAUCCCGAACGCAAGCAAGAUGAGCGCCAUACGAGAAGUCUACAAGGUGGCUAGAGCCCAAACUUUGAUCGCGCUUUGUGGAACUGUCCCUGGAUAUUGGUUCACUGUAGCCCUGAUAGACGUAAUAGGGCGAUGGAUCAUCCAACUUAUGGGAUUCCUAAUGAUGACUAUUUUCAUGUUUGCUAUUGCUUUCCCCUAUGACUACUGGAGUCAAAGGGAGCAUCGUAUUGGGUUCAUCAUUAUGUAUGGACUUACCUUCUUCUUCGCCAACUUUGGACCUAAUGCAACAACUUUUGUUGUCCCUGCUGAGGUCUUCCCAGCUAGGUUAAGGUCGACUUGCCAUGGUAUAUCAGCUGCGGCAGGUAAAGCCGGAGCCAUUGUUGGAGCCUUCGGUUUUGUAUAUGCUUCCCAAGAGAAGGACCCGGCAAAGAGAGAUCAUGGUUAUCCAGCUGGUAUUGGAAAGAAGAACUCACUUAUUGUGCUUGGUGUGAUUAACUUCAUAGGUAUGCUUUUUACUUUCUUGGUGCCAGAAGCUAAGGGUUUGUCAUUGGAAGAAGCAGCUAAUGAAGCUCCUAUUGAAGAUGAAGAGGAAACUAAUGUUCGCGGAAAUUCUUCAGUAGUAUGAUUAUCUAAAAAUUUGCUCUUAAUUAAUGCUCUUGUUUUGCUAAGGUAGUGUUACGUACCUACUUCAAAGUGUUUUAUUUUGGUUUUGGUGUUUGCGAUUGUAUAACAUAAAUGUCAAUGUAAUAUAUCAUAUUCAUA